GUUCAUUUCCGUCCUUUACCUGCGUCUCGGCUUGCGCCAUUUCCGUCAGUCUAGAGUGUCUCCGCCCUUCCCGCCUCCCUUCCUCGGAGCGUCUUAAACACAGGCUUCGGGCCUACUGCUCCGGGGGUACUUAGGGGGCGGGGGGGCAGGUCUGAUGAGUAACCCCUCCCCCCAAGUCCCAGAGGGAGAAGCCUCUACAUCUGUCUGUCGGCCCAAGAGUUCCAUGGCCUCCACUUCCCGACGCCAACGCCGAGAGCGUCGCUUCCGUCGUUAUUUGUCUGCAGGACGGCUGGUCCGGGCCCAAGCCCUCCUCCAGCGACACCCAGGCCUUGAUGUAGAUGCUGGGCAGCCUCCACCACUGCACCGGGCCUGCGCCCGCCACGAUGCCCCUGCCCUGUGCCUGCUUCUUCGGCUUGGGGCUGACCCUGCCCACCAGGACCGCCACGGGGACACAGCGCUGCACGCUGCUGCCCGGCAGGGCCCUGAUGCCUACACGGAUUUCUUCCUGCCACUGCUGAGUCGCUGUCCCUCUGCCAUGGGAAUAAAGAAUAAGGAUGGGGAGACCCCAGGGCAAAUUCUGGGCUGGGGACCCCCCUGGGAUUCUGCCGAGGAGGAGGAAGAAGAUGAGGCCUCUAAGGAGCGGGAAUGGAGCCAGAAGCUGCAGGGAGAGCUGGAGGACGAGUGGCAGGAGGUCAUCGGGAGGUUUGAAGAUGAUGCUUCCCAUGAGACCCAGGAACCCGAGUCCUUCUCAGCCUGGUCAGAUCGCAUGGCCCGGGAACAUGCCCAGAAGCGCCAGCAGCAGCGCGAGGCAGAGGGAGCCUGCCGACCCCCACGGGCUGAGGGCUCGGGUCAGAGCUGGCGGCAGCAGCAGGAGGAGCAGCGGCUCUUCCAAGAGCGAGCCCGGGCCAAGGAGGAAGAACUGCGUGAGAGCCGAGCCAGGAGGGCACCGGAGGCUCCCGGGGAUCGAGUGCUGGAGCCAGCCAGGGCCGGGCCCAGGGCCGAGCACCCCAGAGGAGCGGGGAGGGGCAGACUCUGGCGCUUCGGUGAUGUGCCCUGGCCCUGCCCUGGCGGAGGAGACCCAGAAGCCAUGGCUGCAGCCCUGGUGGCCAGGGGCCCUCCCUUGGAGGAGCAGGGGGCCCUGAGGAGGUACUUGAGGGUCCAGCAGGUCCGCUGGCACCCCGACCGCUUCCUGCAACGAUUCCGAAGCCAGAUUGAGACCUGGGAGCUGGGCCGAGUGAUGGGAGCUGUGACAGCCCUUUCUCAGGCCCUGAAUCGCCAUGCGGAGGCCCUCAAGUGACCCCAGGGAAAGAGCAAGAAACUGCAGGAAGUGCAGGGAAGUAAGAAGGGUAAGGUCAGGAGACCGGUGCUGAACGGCAGAGGACGUGGGGCGGGAGCAGAACUUGUAAUGAGCAGGGGUGGGGGGAUGCGGGCCACCACCACUGCUCCUUGACUCUGCCAUUUCCUAAUAAGACCUGGUUCCACAUCUCACUCCCGGUGUCUCCUCUGCCUUUGUCCAUCACUGUGGUUUUCAUCACCCAUAACAUCUCCUUUCUCACUCCACCUGCCCAAACCCACAGCUCCUGC
Messenger RNA from Lagenorhynchus albirostris (white-beaked dolphin), 1584 nucleotides. It is a transcript of the gene NFKBIL1, whose product is annotated as NFKB inhibitor like 1. The coding region runs from base 155 to 1297 and encodes 380 amino acids. Gene Ontology annotation, cellular component: nucleus. The transcript is spliced from 4 exons. Gene Ontology annotation, molecular function: protein binding. The record is from RefSeq and is a predicted model, not a curated record. Gene Ontology annotation, biological process: canonical NF-kappaB signal transduction; negative regulation of toll-like receptor signaling pathway. NCBI's taxonomy places the organism in Eukaryota, Metazoa, Chordata, Mammalia, Artiodactyla, Delphinidae.